This is a messenger RNA of Enterobius vermicularis (human pinworm), 393 nucleotides long. Lineage: Eukaryota; Metazoa; Nematoda; Chromadorea; Rhabditida; Oxyuridae. The record is from the annotation of a GenBank genome assembly.
AUGAGUUAUGCUGAAGAUUCAACUGUUUUAGUAACUCAUGCGCAUGUCGAACAUGGUACCGCUGCAAAUAAGACCGAAGUCGAACCACCCUUGCCUGUAGAUUAUUAUCGAUACACUGUCAAACAUGUUGAAAUAUUCAAGGCGCCUAUGGAAUAUAAUGGAACUUUGUCAACUGCCGUCUACACUCCAGUUGACUCAUCCGCUUGCGGGGUUCAACUUGAAGUAGGAAAAGACUAUCUGCUGUCAGGUGCUGUCAAUAACGGUAAACUAAUGACGAACAUUUGUAACCAGCUUCGAGAACCGUCUUACACAGGUGUUACUAUGGAGUGGUCGGCAGUUUCUGAUGAUUUGAAAAAAAAGUUACAGAACAAAGAAUUGUCAUCGUGUGAUUAA